Messenger RNA from Puntigrus tetrazona (Sumatra barb), 6619 nucleotides. It is a transcript of the gene lrp3, whose product is annotated as low density lipoprotein receptor-related protein 3. Bases 718 to 3225 code for a protein of 835 amino acids. The record is from RefSeq and is a predicted model, not a curated record. Gene Ontology annotation, cellular component: plasma membrane. Gene Ontology annotation, molecular function: protein binding. NCBI's taxonomy places the organism in Eukaryota, Metazoa, Chordata, Actinopteri, Cypriniformes, Cyprinidae. The transcript is spliced from 8 exons.
UAAAAUGGUGCACGGCCAUGGUUUCCAGCGAUGCAUCCCUCCGUCCACGAGAGUGCAGGCUUUCGCUGCCAGCUGGUAAGUCUCUAGACAAACCAUGAAAACAAACCAAGGCAGAUUCUAUGGUAAAAAAAAAAAAACUAUUUACAUGCAUCCAUUGUAAGAUCUUACACGAAUGCAUCCGGGCUUUUGUAUUAAGAUGCUACCUUUAAGUUCAACAUUGCACGUUUACAUCUGCAUCUUGUUAUCUUGGUGUUUUGAAUAAUGAUCUCAGAUGCGCUCCAGUAGUCUUCGAUGGACAGAUGAAGACCUCUGAGCUGCAUUGCCGAUAUUACUUCACCAUACAUCUUAUUACAUAAUUGGCACACUGUGGAACUGAAGUAAAGUAGUGGGACGACAUGAUUACUCGUCAAGAUGUACUGCGAAAAGAAAAAGGUGAUCAAUAAGUAAAUGUAACCGGCUUGGUGAUCGCCCCAAGAAAAGCAAUUCAUUAACCAAGAAUCAGUGUGUCCUGUGCUGUCCCCACUGAACCUCCAAUCCCGUCUCUCCUCUGAAGGUCUCUGUCUUUCUCCAGACAGCGCAAUGAACCUCAGAAAGAGGAGAGACGCUGCUUUUGACGCGAGACGCUGAACCGAGCGCGAGCGCGAAGCCGACAAUGAAAUGCGCUGCGAAAUCUGCCCGGAUUGUGAGGAAAUGACCUGAGCUGUGAACGAGAAGAAGAUGACGGCGAUGAUGAUGGAGAGGAUCGGGGCGAUUCGGCUUUACCUCAUGAAAUGGAUUUGUCUGCGCUGGGCUUGGGUUUGCGUGGCUGCCUGUGGUGGGAAAGUGGAGUUACACACCGAGAGGAGAGGAGUGAUCUACAGCCCAUCGUGGCCCCUCAACUAUCCGCCCGGAGUGAACUGCAGCUGGAAUAUACAAGGAAGCCGCGGAGAUGUGAUCACCAUCAGUUUUCACAGCUUUGAUGUGGAGGACACGGGGGACUGCAGGGGAGACUGGCUGCUGCUCGGCCCCACGUGGAAAGCUGAGUAUCGCUUCUGUGGCUCUGUUCUUCCUCCUCCCUUCAUCUCAUCCAGAGGACGAGUCUGGGUCUACUUUCACUCUCAGUCGAACAGCUCUGGACAGGCACAGGGCUUCAGACUGUCUUAUAUACGAGGUCGCCUGGGUCAGAGUAGUUGUGAGAAUGAUGAAUAUUUAUGUGGAAAUGGUAAGUGCGUGCCACGUUCCUGGCGCUGUAAUGGAUUGGAUGAGUGUGGAGACAACACAGACGAAAGGAGCUGCGCUGCCCCGCCGACACCCGCCCGGGUCAGUCUGUGUCCGCCUGGUACCUUGCAGUGCUCUGAUAUCCAAUCUACCCGCUGUCUGCCGGUGUCACUACGCUGCAACGGAGCCAGGGACUGUCCUGACGGAUCCGACGAGGCCCACUGUCCCGACACCUCCUGCGGAAAACACUUAGUCAACUUCUAUGGGACGUUUGCCUCACCUGAUUUUUUCCGUCCAAACAGGAGCGCUGGCACAGAUCUUCACUGCACAUGGUUCCUAGACACACAAGACCCCAAGCCGUUGGUUUUGCAGGUGGACCUACAGCUGGGUGUGGGAGAUUCUGUCCGUGUUUACGAUGGUUUGGGAGAACGUGCAGAACGUCUUCUGCAGUCUCUCUCUCACCAUAAUAACCACAGACGAGCCCUCUUGGAGUCAUCCCAGGGACAGAUGAGCAUCUUCUAUCAUGCCAAACCACACAGCCCUGGACACGGAUUCAACGCCACCUACCAGGUUAAAGGGUACUGCUUCCCAGGUGAGCAUCCAUGUGGCACGGACGAGGGCUGUUACUCUGAGCUGCAGCGCUGUGACGGCUACUGGCAUUGCCCUGGUGGCCGAGAUGAGGAGGACUGCCCUCUGUGCCAACCAGGAGAGUAUCCCUGCGAGGGUGGCAGUGGGGCGUGUUACUCGGCCUCCGAGAGGUGUAACAACCAGAAGAAGUGCCCCGACGGCUCAGAUGAGAAAAACUGCUUUGACUGCCAGCCUGGAAACUUCCACUGUGGAACCAACCUGUGCAUCUUUGAGACGUGGCGCUGCGAUGGACAGGAGGACUGCCUCGACGGCAGUGAUGAAAGAGACUGUCUUGCAUCCGUGCCCAGGAAGGUGAUCACAGCGGCACUGAUUGGCAGCUUGGUCUGUGGACUGCUGCUGGUCAUUGCACUGGGCUGUGCCUUUAAACUCUACUCGCUCAGGACAAGAGAGUACAGAGCUUUUGAAACCCAGAUGACUCGGCUAGAGGCGGAGUUUGUUCAGAGGGAGGCUCCGCCCUCUUAUGGUCAGCUGAUAGCUCAAGGUCUCAUACCUCCAGUCGAUGACUUCCCAGUGUACAACCCCACCCAGGCAUCUGUUCUGCAGAAUCUCCGCUCAGCAAUGCGGAGGCAGAUACGUCGCCACUCUUCUCGUCGCUCCUCUUCUCGGCGGCGACUUGGUCGUCUUUGGAAUCGCCUGUUUCAUCGUGGCUCUCGGUUACGGGGUCAGAUACCUCUCCUCACACCUCCAGGCCACACGCACACAAGCACGCACCCCGAUCUGAGCCUCCACAGCUACAACACAACGGACGAUGGCAUCGAGGAGCCAAGUGACAGUGCGGGACAGACUCCGCCCCCCUGUUCAACGGUGGCACUGGGACUGGCCCUGCAGGCUCACACCGAGGCUCUCUGCCUACCUGACAGAGAGUCCCCAUCCUCUCCUCUGUCCUUGCCCUCCCCCGGCUCACCCCGCUCCACCUCUGACACCCUGGAGGACGAAGAUGAUGAAGAUGACAGAAGUUUAGAGAGGAUCAGAAUGAGAUCCAAACAGGUCAUUUCCCCUAAACAUAAAGAUGACGACAGUCCUCCUGGACCCCCCGACAGCCCCAAACGCAGCACAAGCCGGUCGAGGUGUUCCAGGCGGCUGGUGCAGGAACUGGCUGCAGAGCUCAGAGGAGUCUCUCUCUUACGGUACACCUCUGUGGGCAUCUCACCGCUCUCCUCCCCUGAGUCACCCACGUCCUCCAGCGGUCAGUCCGAGGAGCAGCGAAGCUUUCCCACGUUCAGAAAACCACAUAUGGACACACACACAGACUCGCUCACAGAUGCUCAUGGGCACGCCAGGAAAUCUUCAGUAACAGAAGAGGUUCCUAGUGACAGUGUCAGGCUUUGCAGACUCACAACUAGCGAGGAAGAGGAUGAUGAGAUUUUGUUAGUGCACUGAAUAGCCUUCAUCACCACCCCUGUUCUGAUUUUGUGCCAACACAGUGAGCCUUGCUAGGUUCAACCAACAGACUUCCAUCCAGAGUCGUAAAGUACAGUACGUUUACAUACGCAGUUAGAAUCAAGUUUUUUGCCUUUUUACAUUUUAAGUAUACAUAUACUUAAACAGAUAUUUGAAGAAUUAAAUACACAAGACUAAAGCCAACUGCAGUCUGAUUAAAGGGAUAGUUCACCCCAAAAGUUUGUCAUUAAUUAAAUACCCUCAUGUUGUUCCUGCAAGUAAAAUAUUUUUGAUGAAGUUCAAGCCCAGAAAGGUAGUAAAGACAUCAUUAAAAUAGUCAGUGUGAUAUCAGUGGUUCAACUGUAGUUUUAUAAAGCUAUGAGAAUACUUUUUGUGCACAAAGAAAACACUUUAAAUAUUUAUUCCCUUCUAAAUUAGAAAUUGAUGCCAGUUCUCGAUAGUACCGUGAUGGUGGGUGGAUGAACCAUCCCUUUAACAUGUGUACAUGCCACAUAAAAUCAUGCUGCAAUUACAUCUGUUAGUGCAACUUUGCAGAAACCCGACUGGUACGACUUCAGUCAUCAUUCAUAUGCAUUUUAAAAGACAAAUUAUUGCUUUAGUCAGACUGAAAUCAAUCUUUAUACACAUAAACGCGCUGCCGUUCGAAGCAUUGGGUUCAGUAAAAAAAAUUCUUUCAUUUUCUUAGAUUUGUAAAUCAAAAAAUGUAAUCAAAGUGGCCAUACUGGAUUCAACAUUGUUACGAAUAUUUCCGCUUCGAAUAAAUGCAGUUCUUCUGAUCUUUCUUUUUACAAAGAAUCAAAAGCCAAAAUUGACAGUUUCCACAAAAGCAUUAAGCGGCACACUUUUGAGCAUCGAUCAUAAGAAAUAAUCACCCCAUUAGCAUAUUAAGAUGAUUUCUGAAGGAUCACGUGACACUGAAGUCAUGGCUGCUAUAAAAUUCAGCUUUGCAUCACAGGGAAUUAAAAUUCAACAGUUCUGUUAAACUCUGAUAAAACAUUGCAGUUUAUGUAUUUUCAUAAAAGAAACAGGCAGCCUUGGUGAGCAUAAAAGAGACUUCUAUCAGAUGUGUUAAAAAAUCGUACUGACUCCUAAACCUUUGAACGGUAGUGGACUAAAAGGUUUUGAGUCUUGUAGUUGUAGAAUGUUUGACAUUUUUUCCUUCAUUGUAUAAAUGGAGGAAUCAAUCUCAGCUCAGACACUGCAGUGUCAUUCUUAAUUAGAAAAUCUCACAGUUCAGCUCCAGAUUGUUCACUUGCUAGAAAUCACCAAAAAUCUUAUGAAUGUGACUGCAACACUAUAACACCAUUUGAUUACCAAGGACUGAGUAUACUUUCCCACAUGGAAUAUAACAGUCUUCCAUUAGUAAUAUUCUGUCAUGACCUUCAGAAUCUGAAAAGACUUCAGAGAUCUCCUCUCACCUGAGCUGCCCGGCACCUUAUAAGAGAUUCACCGUGUCGCCCGCAGAGGGGAAACGAUCCUACGGUCGUCUAAGUUUUAACAGAACCGGCCAGUUCUCUCAGAAUGAUGCUUUAUACGUUCACAUCUGAAUGUUAAAGUGUUGGUUGUGCUCUACAUAAAUGCAUUUUUCCUCUUAUAUUAUACAUACCGUUCAAAAGGUCGAGGUCGGCAAGAUAUUUUUUUGAAACGUGAAGGUUUUGAAAGAAGCCUUUAAUUCUCACCAAGGCUGAAUUUAUUUUUUUCGAAAUCUACAGCGACAACAUUAAUAUUUAAAACAGCUGCUUUCUAAUUCUACUUUGAAAAGUAGUUUAUUCCUUGUAAUGUCAAAGCUGAUUUUUCAGCUUUGUCUUCAGUGUCACGUGAUCCCUCAGAAAUCAUUCAUAAAUUUGCUGCUCAAUAAUCGCUUAUUAGCAGUUGCGCUGCUUAAUAUUUUGUGUAAUUUAAUGCAUUCUUGCUAAAUAAAAGAAUUGCUAAAAAAAUAAAAUAAUAAAAUAUGACCCCAAACCUUUGAAUAAUAGUGUACAGUUUUAUACCCUUAAACUACUGGAGAUGUUUGCUGAUUUAGUGAUGAUUAUCAGCUUUUUGUAUUUAAGGAUUGUUUUGUUAGUCUGCUUACCAGACUGUAUAAUAUCAUGGCAGGUCUACCAUUGACAUUAAGCUUUUUCCUAAUGCAAAAGACGGCGAGUCUUUUUUGAAGGGAAGCAGAACUCAGGGAUCGUAUAAAGGCUCAUGAAAGAGAAGCAGUUAACCUGGAUUUCCUUGUUAACGGCUGUUAGGAGAAGUGCUGCUGCCUCAGUUGAGUUCUGAAGCCAUCAGGACAUCAGAGUCAUGGAGAAAUGACUCGACAUCCCCAUACACUCACACACGUCGGUGUCUUUGUUUUUCAUAACAACCUAUCAUUUCAUUUGCAUUAAUGCAUUUGGUACUUAAGAAAAAUAAAUAUGUUGCUUCCGUAUCCAUGAAUGUACGUAUGUCCUGUUAAGGAGUCUAAUGCUACAUCCUUUUUAGCUCUAGCACACUUCGACCUGGUCUAAGCUUGGAAAUAAGAACCAGUCAAACUAGACCCAUCUCCUUCCUUUCAUUCUGUCUGCUGGCUGACUGCCUGUUAUUUCACACAUUUCCAUUCUCCAUUCCCUGACUGCAGGAUUUCUUCUCUGAUCCUAUAUGUUUAAGAAUGUGCCAUUUCAGAGAUUGACAGAUUUUAUAGAAUCGCAGAUGUUUUAAUACAUUGUGAAGCCUUUAGAUUGUGCCAUUAGAGAGGUCAUGCACUUUCUGUCUCGUCAUUUGUUGGGCUCAGUUGAAAUGAUUGAGAAAAUUAAAGCACUGCUAAGAGACUUUACUUGCGGCAUCCAUGAUUUUUUUAAUAUAGUGUCCUUUAUGUUCUGUGAAAUUCAAGUAAAAUCCAACAGAAGAAAUAAAUCAACACAUGCCAUUAUAAAGUCUUUUAGGGUUUUUCGGCCAGCAGCUCGAAAAUCCUAGACCAGUGUUUUUGUUUAGUUUUUUUUGAUUCGACGUCCACCUGUUGUCCAACACAAUAUGUGAAAAUGAUUAAUUUUGUAUUUACAAAAGUUUUGAAUAACUGUAUGUUCCUGAAUAAAAAAUAGGAAAAAUAACGUUUAGAUUUUUAAAGUCCCUUUGACAUAAUCAAUUUGAAUAAUUGUACGUCACCCUGUGCCUCUCUUGUUUACUGAGGCUCCUCGAUUUAAACCACUGACUUCUCAUUUUCUCUUUAAUUUUCAUUUCAGUCUAUGGUUGCCUUGAACAUGAAUAUGGUUGCCUUGAAUUUUUUUUUUACCUCUAAAUCUGGUUGUGUAUGGCUGGUAUUGGUCAAGGUUUUUAUGUAUUUCCAUUUGCUGGAAGGAUGAAAAAAAUGUGUUUACCUGUACCUUGUAUUAAACAAGAUUUCUUCAUUAGA